AUGGAUCUUGAAGAAGCCAAGAACAAAUGUUUAGAAGUGUUUUCAAGUGUCAAUCCAAAUGAUAUCCAAAAGUUACUGGACUUUUUAAAUAUUACUACAAAGUCAAUGUACGAUGGAGAUGGUAACAGAGUAAAAGUGGUUAAGAAGCUGAGAAGCAUCAGUAAAAAACUGCGGAAGAACGUACGGUUAUGUUUUACUUUUUAAUGUUUAGGAAAGUAAUUUUAUCUGAACGUAUUAUUUAGACAGAUAUCAGUGGGAAUCUACCUGGAGAGAAGAUACUGUGGCCUACUGAAGGAUCAUUUAGUGAUUGUGACGUCGAAUCUACAGAUCAAGUAGAUGCUUUUCUGUACGAUGAUAUAGAAUUGGACGGUUUACGGGAAAAGGGACUUUUGAAGCCAGAACAAUAUUGUGCACGUUGUAAAUCAAGUGAUAUCGUGGAAAAUAAUGUCAUAUCACAUUCGCUGAGUAUAAACGAGGUAAGGAUUUUUGGUGUUUAAAGAAAUGUUUUGGGUUUAUUUAGUAUUGUCAAAAUUAAUUGUGUUAUUUCAGUUGGAGUACCUGUUUUGUGAUUUACUUCCGCUGUAUGUUGACUUUAAUGGGAAAACCUUAAUUGAUAUCGGAUCAAGACUCGGUGCUAUUGUGUAUGCAGCUCUUCUGUUUGUGUAUGUUAACAUCUACUUUUUUAAGUUAAAAAAUAAUGUUAUUAUUAAAUCAAAAAGUAUUAUUAUAGCUAAAUGUAUAUCUUUUUUUACACCUUUUCAGUCCAGAUCUGGCCGCAGUGAAAGGAAUUGAGAUAAGCGAAGGACAUUGCAAACUCCAAAAAGACAUUCUCAAAGAUGUCGACUUCAACAACAAGGCAGAGAUCCUGGAAGGGGACUUCAGAAGUUUCUCUUACGAGCUACAGAAUGCCAAUUUGAUCACGAUGAAUAAUGUUUUUACGUUCUUUGCGUCUCCAGAAGAACAAGUAAGAUGUUGGAGAUCUCUGAAAGACAAUCUGAAAAAGGAGACUGUCAUCGUCCACAAUCAUUCCAUUGAAUACGUAACUCAACACCUUCAGCUGGACUUCCGAAUAGCUGAUUGGGUUGAAGUGGUAUGUUAAUUUUAUGUAUGUUGUUGUAGGUAGUUUUACUAAAUGAAAAUGGUGUAGGAUUUAGUACCUUAUAUACAGUUGAACAAUAAUUUUUUGUUUUCUAGUUGUACCCAACAGAAAAGACGGAAGAACUGAUGGAAGACGAAAGCGACGUUGACUACAAGUUGUUCAUAUACAUUGUUAAGUAGAUUUGUUUGUUGUUGAAUAAAUUGUUUUGUUAUAAUCUUUGAAACUAUGGUUUUUGUAAGUCAGCUUUACUGUUCAAUUUAUUGUCCUCUAUCUUGCAAACGUUUUUCGUAUAAAAUAUUUUGUUAAUCUGCGCUUGGCUCGGGCGCAUUUCGAAGUAAAAAUAAUUAUAAAAAAUAUAAAUUUUAUUUGGCGUUUUUUCCUAUCUACAUUUUUUUAGCUUUAUAACUUUUAUAUUGUUACAAUAAUGAAGCGAACUCAAACAACUUCAAGUAGAAGUGUCACAACUAAGAAGCUGAUUGUUAGUGAAUAUCGACGGAAUCUGAAGCAUAACAUACGAUCAUUGAGCGAAAACUUUACACAUAUUCUUCAAGCAUCAAAGGUAAGGUAUUUGUGAAUUUUCUAAGAAUGUUUAGGUGUCACAAGAUGAAGCUAAUGCUAAACCGUCUAAUGCAGGACUGAUGGCAGAACAUUACACUUUAGUCAAUGAAGUUGUCAGUCGGACAGCGUUGAUGGCAAGAGCGGCUGACGACCUACUGAAGCUCACUAACAGCAUCCGAGAGUUUUUGAUAUUGAGGGACUUUAACUUUAUCAGUCAGGCUGCAGAAGCGUAGGUUUAUGAAAUAUUAAAAACGAUCAAGUAUAACAAUGUUUGCUAUAAACAAUACACGUUUUUGUUUAUAUUAAUAUUGUAGUGGUCAUGAAUCUGCGAAGACCGAGUUUGAUAAAAUGUUCGAGAAAUACACAAACUUCCGCGCCGAACUCGCUAACAUUUCAGCUGAUAUUGAUAAUGAGUUAUGUGAUAAUACUGGUCUCAGAAACUAA
Molecule: messenger RNA, 2101 nt
Organism: Bursaphelenchus okinawaensis
Lineage: Eukaryota; Metazoa; Nematoda; Chromadorea; Rhabditida; Aphelenchoididae
Source: the annotation of a GenBank genome assembly